AUGCCUUAUAACACACGCCGGAAGUCGCUCUCUUUGCCUUCCCUGGGCAUACACCUCCCUAAUGCGUCGCGCUCACAUCGUUCGCCGUCUACCUCGAAAUCUCCAGCCACAACCGAAAACCAACCGCCCUCCAAAAAGGUCAAGAGAUCACACGACUCAGAAUCAAAACCUCUUUCAACAAUAUCUGAAGGGAGGAAUGGAAGAGUUGCUGGUCCCUACGGCCACACGCCACCACCGUCCCCGGCAGAUGCCGGAGUCGGCGCAAAGAUCGAUACCGAGGGCAUCAAUGAUGACAUUAUUGUCUCGGUGAUUGAACAACUUGAAAAGACGGGCAAUAGACCUCACCUGAUCAAGGAGCUUGCGACCGUUCUAUCAACUACGAAUACGACAAUCGCAACCUCGGCGAAUGCGGCCGCUUUGAUCUCGUCACGGCUUAGUUUGUAUCUAAAGCGCGUUUGGAGCGCCCUGGCCCCUUGCCCAAUUGCUAAGGAGCAAAUACCGGUCCAUCCGCGAAAGGUCUUCUUCUACCUUACGAAUUCGCCCGCCCAGCCUCUACCGGAGGACUCGAGUGAUAUCAUUUCGCCUCCUGCGACCAUAAAGCAAAUUACACCAAGCUUAUCAAAUGCCAGCGUCGACCUUGAUGGUGAAGAUGAUGCAGAUGAUGCGCUUGAAAGAGGCCGUAUGAGCCCAAGCCCCGAAGUUGAUCUGUCAAGUCCGGCGUUUGAACAUGAAGAGGCUGGGUCGCUGGUAGAGCACUCCACCCCUGGUAGACCACCUACACCUGCGGGAAGUUAUUCUGUGCGCACUCGAAUGCCCGACAGUUUUCGCUUGUCGCAUGGCAGCCGUACAGUCUCACCGCCAUUAGAAGGUGAUGAAAAGGAGUUCACCUUGACCGCAAGUUCAGUUCGAGAGAGGACCUCGGCCGAAGACUUGGUGGCAAAACAGAAUGAUAACCCUGUGCCUGAAGGGAGUAGAGUUGAAGGGGAGGCGCCACGAGACCACGUCAACAUGGACGAUUGCUUCGCUGCCCACGAAGCGCAAUCCCAAGCUCAGGAAUACGCCUACCUGACCGAAGACGGUGUUGAUGCCGCGGAUGUAGAAGUCUUUGGUACAUCACCGUCUCCGUCAGCCUCGUCAGAAUUGUCGUUGUCAUCAGCUUCAAGCACGACUUCUGAAGCUGAGAUCGACGAUUGUUCUGCUACUAAGCCUAUCGCUCCUUUCGACUCAACUCCCAGUAAAAUGGGGGGCGUGUCCGGGUGCAAGCGGUCGCUUGACAUGAUUGAUACGGGAUUCGGCCUUCACCUCGAUUCAGCUUUAGAUUCAUGGCUUGAUCUCCAAAGUCCUGAAGCCGUCGAAAUUCACGAACUGGACGCUAUAUUUGCGGACAUUUAA
This is a messenger RNA of Uncinocarpus reesii 1704, 1392 nucleotides long. RefSeq lists its product as uncharacterized. The record is from RefSeq and is a predicted model, not a curated record. The transcript is spliced from 2 exons. Bases 1 to 1392 code for a protein of 463 amino acids. Lineage: Eukaryota; Fungi; Ascomycota; Eurotiomycetes; Onygenales; Onygenaceae.